AUGACUCAGCUUCCCAUCCCCCCUCCUUUCGCUGCAAUGACUCCGGAGCAGAUGCAGGCGAUGUUCGCCUUCUUCAUGCAAAAUCAGGCCACUGCUCUCGCUGCUGCUAGUCCAUCCCCUCAAGGAAAUGUCGGGCCGCCCUCUGCGCCGCAGGAGGCGCCUGCGCACGACGAUGAGGUUGAAGGGGGGCCGGUCGAUAGUCAUACCGCCACGGCUCAGGCGCCCCCGACUCCUACCAAGACGCCCCCUCGGCGCAAGACCGUCGCCGCAACGCCCGCGACCCCUCGUGUGCCCGUCAACACGACUUCAGUGAUCGGCAAUCUACCCAAGUCAGCGGCCUCGACGCCGUCAUCCAAAAUGGCGCAACUCACGCUCGAUGGCCGCAAGUUGUCGGCAACGCCGCCCACGGACGGUAGACGUCGCGUCGCAAUGUCUGCCUCCACCCGCAAGGGACCGAUUCCUACGGGUCAUGAUCCCCAGUCUGAUCCCUUCGAAGGGUUUCCUGAGAUCGUCACCGUGCCUACCACCGAGCGCGCCGAUGACGGGGAUGAUGCCGCGGUCAAUGACACUCCAAAGCCGACGGGAACAAGGCGCAAGCGGAAUGAGUGUUCCUACGACUCCGAGGUGGAUGAGCACCCGUCGUACGAGGACCAGUCUAGCCCGCCAGCUGUUCAAACCAGCCCCAAGAAGAAGGCGAGGGUCGCAUCGCCGACGGGCAGCCCGGUACCCAGUCCCACCGUGUCCAAGAUAGCGGUUGGCGAGGGCAUGGCCUCCCCUUUCGAGUCCCCGAGCCAGGACACGUUGGCGUCGGACGUCGAAGCCUUGAAGCGUUUGCUAGCUUCAGCACGACAAGGCGUCAAGAUCCCAGCUCUUGCCCCGCUGCUGGAGGAGGCGAAGGCUGCGGAGCUACUCGAUCUGGAAGCCCUUUGCGCGAGUGGCGACGAGGAUGACGAAGACGAGCACGGCGAUCUCAAGGGCUUCGUCGUUGGGGACGACGUUGUUGAGUACGAUGAAUCGGCGCCUUCGUUGCCGGACGACGACGCACCCCAGCCUCCUCCCCGUAAAAGGUUGUAUCGACGUCAGGGAGCGGAUGACCCCGCUGAAGACCAAUCUUCGGAGGUGGAGAUCGUUCCGACACCUAACAAAGGCAAGAGCCGUGCAGCCCCGCCCCCUCCGCCUCCGCCUCCUCCGCCGUCGAGGCCUAUUCCUGGGCCGUCUGGCGAACGUAGGUCCCGCAACGCGGUCGAAUACGCAUGGCAGACCGCGAAGAUUAAGCUCAGCGCGGCGCCGCGAGGUCUUCACCCUGGAUCGACCGCUCUUGAUCACGGUCUGAGCGUUUGCGAGCCCUUGGACAUCAGUCCGCCUGCCGAGCUGUUCAGCUGGAUUCCCUUCCUGGGCGACAAGAUGAAGGAAAUCGGCUAUGGCGAGAACGUGAAGCCGGUUCCUGGUGACGGCGCUCUGUUGCUCUCCGACUACACCGACGAUGGAUGGUGCACGCCCCCUCUCGACAUUGUUAUCGCAGCGGAGACCCACGUCCAUGUUCCAAACCUCCUUCGAGCGCUUAUGUUCCGUCGCCACGGGCCGUACAUCAACGAGUCUCAGGUUGACCCUGACGACAUCGACGCCGUCGAAGUCUCGAGCGUCGGUGCUGCGGUGAAGCGAUACAAGUUCAUGGUCAAGGAGACUCGGGCUCCCGCCGUGUCGCUCACCGUUGGCAUCGUCAGGUACUCGCGACUCGAUAAUCCUACGUCAGGUCCCCAUCCUGUGUGCUACAUCAACGUGACGUCGCUCGAGGGCGACUUCGAUCGUAAGGUCGGGCUGCAGUGCAUGAAGUUCGGCCAGCGUGAGCUGUCGUGCGUGUCCUUCAACAACGCGGUCAGGAUGACGACUCUGCCCGUCUUUGAUCGUCCCUCUGUUGCCGGGCCCACUGGAAAGUCGAAGCCCAGUACCUCCAUCCGUCGCGGCAAGAGCAGCGGUCAGACCACCCGCCGGGGUGCGAACUUCGAGUUAUCUACAAACGACGUUGUGCCCGUUCUCGACGCCCGUAAGAUGAGUCUGCCCGAGGAUAUGUCAAUCUGGCACACGGCGCUACCACCCUUCGAGGGUCCUAUUCCCAAGGACGCUGCGGCGAUUGUGGCCCACACCACAAACAUGUGGGUUGGUAAUCGCUCCAAGACUGCCCCGUCUGGCACGACGUACAACGUGCAGUACAACUUGCUUUACAUCAUCAUCGUCGGCGAGCUCCCUGCUGGCCUUGUCUAG
Messenger RNA from Schizophyllum commune H4-8, 2262 nucleotides. RefSeq lists its product as uncharacterized. Lineage: Eukaryota; Fungi; Basidiomycota; Agaricomycetes; Agaricales; Schizophyllaceae. The record is from RefSeq and is a predicted model, not a curated record. The coding region runs from base 1 to 2262 and encodes 753 amino acids. The transcript has 22 exons.